Patiria miniata (bat star) is the source of this 4380-nucleotide messenger RNA. It is a transcript of the gene ddx46, whose product is annotated as probable ATP-dependent RNA helicase DDX46. The transcript has 22 exons. The coding region runs from base 188 to 4075 and encodes 1295 amino acids. Gene Ontology annotation, cellular component: nucleus. The record is from RefSeq and is a predicted model, not a curated record. Gene Ontology annotation, biological process: mRNA splicing, via spliceosome. NCBI's taxonomy places the organism in Eukaryota, Metazoa, Echinodermata, Asteroidea, Valvatida, Asterinidae. Gene Ontology annotation, molecular function: RNA helicase activity; ATP binding; RNA binding.
GGUCUUGCACCCAGGCGUACUAAGCGAUCAAGCAAGCUACAAAAAGCGUGAGUCUCGACUGAAGUGAAGUCUGCUGAAGAUGAACAAAACGUUUAGAAAAUAACUAAACCGUACAGCAGAAGUUGUCAAAAUUUCCGAUUUUGAGGCAAAGUGUUUGCAGACUAUUAAUUGAAUUUAAGAAGAAAUAAUGCCGCUUAAAAACAGGCACUAUCGGAGACGAUCACGCUCCAGUUCUGCCUCCAGUACAGAACGCUCAAGCCGCUCAAGGAAGAAACCGAAAAGCAGAAGGAAGUCUCGCUCAAUUUCACCGUCUACCUCAGGUAGCUCACCCAGCCCGGACCGGGGAGCCAGCCCCUCUGACAAGAAGAGUUCCAAAAGCAAAGGCAAAACCAAGGACUCGGGGUCCAGGUCUCGGUCCCAAACACCAGUUAAAAGCAAGAGCAGGCGGUCCAAGUCGAAGGAGCGGGCAGGGAGCCCGACAGAAAAGAAGUCGUCCAAGAGUAAAGGCCGAUCCAGGAAAUCGCAGUCCAGGUCACGAUCUCGGACCCCCUCUAAGAGCAGCAAGAGCCGGCGAUCGAGGUCCCUGUCUAAGGAUCGGGAGGAGCGAGAACGGGAAAAAGAACGGGAACGGGAAAAGGACCGGGAACGGGAAAAACGGCGGGAGAGGGAAAGGGAACGAGAACGCGAACGGGAACGGGAACGGGAAAGGGAAAAAGAACGUGAGAGGGAGCGGGAGCGAGAAAGAGAACGCGAACGGGAACGUGAACGAGAGAGGAACAGGAAAAGGAGGGCUCGGUCAAGAAGCAGAGAACGCAAGCGCUCGCGCUCCCGCAGCAGAGACAGACGCAGGUCGCGCUCCAAAAGUCGCGAGCGGAAGAAACGGCGAUCACGCAGUCGUAGCCGGAGCCGGGAGCGCGGUGACCGGAGACGACACUCCCCGUCCCACAGCCCCAAACGGAGCUCCAAGGCUGCUCCAGACGACACAGCUGCUCCUGGCGAAGUGCCAAAGGUCAAGCAAGAAGCUGGAGUGCAGAAUGAAAAAGAUGCGGAGGUCAAGAAGGAGGCGGGGUCAGAGGUCAAAGAGGAAGGAGAUGCAAAGCCAAAGGUGAAGGAAGAGAAAGGGUUGCCAUUGGAGCAAAAACGUCUGGAAGAAGAAAUGCAGAGAAGACGGGAGCGCAUUGAACGAUGGCGACAGGAACGGAAGAAAACGGUAGACAUGGCUGCGGUCAAGGCCGAGGCUCAACUACAGGCAGAGGCCAUGGCCAAGUCAAGUGGGAAGAAGUGGAGCCUUGAAGACGAUGAUGACGGUGACGAUGAUGCAGAUGAUGAAGCAGAAGAGGAAAUGGAGACCUCGGAGGAACCAAAGCCAGAACCCAAGGUGGAGCCUGAGAAUGGCAUCGUCAAGACCGAGGCGGCCGUCCCAGAGCCAAAAAGUGAACUGGACGAGGCGAGGGAGAAGAUGGAGGAAGCUCGGCGCAAGAUGGAGGAGAAGAUACGAGCCAAGGAGCUCAAGCAGGAGCAGGCCGCAGCCGCGGCUGCGGCUGCCAAGAAGGAAGAAGAAGACGAUGAUGUCGACCCGCUGGACGCCUUCAUGCUGGGAGUCAAUGAAGAGGUCAAGAAGAUCAACCAGAGUGACCGGAAGAAGAUGCCAGGGGGUGAUAAGGCCAUCGCGGUACCGGCUACAGACCAAACCGAGGGAAAUGGAGAAGUCAAGAAGUCAAAGGUCAGCAUCAUGACGGGGGUCGCGGUCAAGAAAAAGGCUGCUCCGAUCGUCAUUGACAAACUGACCAAAGGCGAACUCAUGGAAAAUGACCAAGAUGCUAUGGAGUAUUCGUCGGAGGAUGAGAAAGAAUCGAACCUUAUGGACCAGGUAGCCGCCCUGGAACAACGAAAGAAGAAAGAGCUAGCCACGGUAGACCACUCCAAGAUAGAGUACAAACCGUUCAACAAGAACUUCUACGUUGAGGUGCCAGAGUUGGCUAAAAUGACAGCUGAAGAGGCUGACGUGAAGCGGGCCGACAUGGAAGGAAUCAAAGUACGAGGGAAGGGCUGUCCUAAGCCCAUCGAUGCUUGGGUGCAGUGUGGCGUCUCCAGCAAAGUGCUGUCUGUUCUGAAAAAGAAUAAAUACGAGAAGCCCACGCCAAUCCAGGCCCAGGCUAUCCCAGCGAUCAUGUCGGGUCGCGACCUCAUCGGCAUUGCCAAGACGGGAAGCGGCAAGACUAUCGCGUUCCUCCUGCCCAUGUUCAGACACAUCAUUGACCAGGAUCCCCUGGAGAUGAACGAGGGUCCCAUCUCUUUGAUACUGACCCCAACACGUGAGCUGGCCAUGCAGAUCUACCGGGAAUGCAAGAAGUUCACCAAGGCCCUUGGUCUUAACGCCAUCUGUGUGUAUGGGGGAACGGGAAUCAGUGAGCAGAUUGCAGAGUUGAAGAGAGGGGCAGAGAUUAUCGUCUGCACACCAGGGCGGAUGAUUGACAUGUUGGCCGCCAACAAUGGCCGUGUGACCAAUCUGCGGCGCUGCACGUAUCUCGUUCUGGACGAAGCCGACAGAAUGUUUGACAUGGGAUUUGAACCGCAGGUAAUGAAGAUCAUUGACAGUAUCCGGCCAGAUCGGCAAACAGUUUUGUUCUCAGCAACAUUUCCCCGAGCCAUGGAAGCUCUAGCGCGCCGCAUCCUCACCAAACCCAUCGAAGUCACGGUUGGUGGUCGGAGUGUGGUGUGCUCUGACAUCGAACAGCACGUGAUCGUCCUCGAAGAGGAACAGAAGUUCCUGAAAUUGCUAGAGCUUCUUGGGAUGUACCAGGAGGAGGGCAGCGUCUUGGUGUUCGUGGAGAGGCAGGAAUCGGCGGAUUGUCUGCUGAAAGAUUUGAUGAGGGCAUCCUACCCCUGCCUGGCACUGCACGGCGGGAUAGACCAGUACGAUAGAGACUCCAUCAUCCAGGAUUUCAAAACGGGUAAUGUGUCCCUGAUGGUUGCCACGUCAGUCGCUGCACGCGGUCUGGAUGUCAAACAGCUGAUCCUAGUCAUAAACUACGACUGUCCCAAUCACUAUGAGGACUACGUUCACAGAGUGGGGCGCACAGGCCGGGCGGGAAACAAAGGCUUUGCCUAUACGUUCAUCAUGCCAGACCAGCAACGGUACUGUGGUGACAUCAUCAAGGCAUUGGAACUGAGCGAGCAAAAGCCACCUCCGGAUCUAAUGACGCUGUGGACGGAGUACUGUGACCAACAGAAAUCAGAAGGGAAGAAAGUGAUGCGGAACAGCGGUUUCAGUGGCAAGGGCUUCAAGUUUGACGACACGGAGCGUGAACUGGCCAACGAGAAGAAGAAACUGCAGAAGGCGGCGCUGGGCCUGCAGGACUCAGACGAAGAGGAGGCAGGAAUGGACAUUGACGACAAGAUUGAGAACAUGUUUGCGUCCAAGCGACGUGUCAAGGAGGUCUCAGCCGAUGAAAUUUCGGUGUCCCUGCCCAACCCAACCUUGGCCAAGCCCGUGGACACCGCCAACAUCAACCAGGCUAACCUGCAACUCGCGAAGAAGAUGGCGGAGCGCAUUAACCGGAAUCUGGAGAGUGUGAAGCAAGUCAGUGUGGUGCAGCAGGCAGCUCAAGCCGUUAUGCAGGGCAAUACGCUGGUAGCGCCGGCCAUCUCAGGCCGAACGAUAGCAGAGCAGUUGGCCGAAAAAAUCAAUGCUAAGCUGAACUAUGUGCCGCGAGGCACCGACGAAGAGGUCUCUGCGGAGAAGGAGAAACAGGUGUUCCGGAAGUACGAGGAAGAACUUGAAAUCAAUGACUUCCCACAGACGGCAAGGUGGAAGGUCACAUCCAAGGAGAAUCUGGCUCAGAUUCAGGAAUACAGCGAGGCUGGCAUCACCAUCCGUGGGACCUACUUUCUUCCGGGCAAGGAACCAAAGGAGGCGGAAGGAGAACGCAAACUGUACCUUGCCAUCGAGAGUGCUAACGAGCUUGCUGUACAGAAAGCCAAGGCAGAAAUCACUCGACUUAUCAAGGAAGAACUGAUUAGACUGCAAAAUUCCUAUCAGCCAAUCAACAAGGGACGAUACAAGGUCUUAUGAGGUUCCCCAGAACCAAAACACUAUGAACAGUGGACAGCAACCAUCAAGUAUUUCAUUUCAAAUUUCAUUUGUACACAAUUUUUGAAUUGGGGUCAUUCACAUGUGUAACACUUAGGUUACAUUUCUAGAUGUACCGGGACUUGUUAAAUCAGCAUGUAGCCUUGAACCAACUAGAGAGGGUGAUGUUAAGCCUAAAGCGCACUCAGGCUUGGUCUGAAUGACUUAUUUGGCUCCAGCGUGCAAUUCGGGCGAUUCACAAUGCAGAGCGCCACCAAUAGUUAGCCACGGAGAGUCCAUUUUUCCCC